Molecule: messenger RNA, 2114 nt
Organism: Herpailurus yagouaroundi (jaguarundi)
Lineage: Eukaryota; Metazoa; Chordata; Mammalia; Carnivora; Felidae
Gene: NACC1
Product: nucleus accumbens associated 1
Exons: 5
Biological process (GO): regulation of transcription by RNA polymerase II
Molecular function (GO): RNA polymerase II cis-regulatory region sequence-specific DNA binding; DNA-binding transcription factor activity, RNA polymerase II-specific
Source: RefSeq, a predicted model, not a curated record
GCGGCGGCGGCGGCGGCGGGGGCCGGCACCGGGCAACCGGCUGGGGGGGCGGCAGCGGCGGCGGUGGCGGCAGGGGGCGUGGUGAGCGGGCCCAGCACGUCAGAGCGGACCAGCCCAGGCACCUCGAGUGCCUAUACCAGCGACAGCCCCGGCUCCUACCACAACGAGGAGGAUGAGGAGGAGGAUGCAGGCGAGGAGGGCACGGACGAGCAGUACCGGCAGAUCUGCAACAUGUACACCAUGUACAGCAUGAUGAACGUCGGCCAGACAGCCGAGAAGGUGGAGGCCCUCCCUGAGCAGGUGGCCCCCGAGUCCCGGAAUCGCAUCCGGGUGCGGCAAGACCUGGCGUCUCUCCCGGCCGAGCUCAUCAACCAGAUCGGCAACCGCUGCCACCCCAAGCUCUACGACGAGGGGGACCCCUCCGAGAAGCUGGAGCUGGUGACAGGCACCAAUGUGUACAUCACGAGGGCACAGCUCAUGAACUGCCAUGUCAGCGCGGGCACGCGGCACAAGGUCCUGCUGCGGCGCCUCCUGGCCUCCUUCUUUGACCGGAACACGCUGGCCAACAGCUGUGGCACCGGCAUCCGCUCUUCCUCCAACAACCCCAGCCGCAAACCGCUGGACAGUCGCGUCCUUCACGCUGUCAAGUACUACUGCCAGAACUUUGCUCCCAACUUCAAGGAGAGUGAGAUGAACGCCAUCGCGGCUGACAUGUGCACCAACGCCCGCCGUGUCGUGCGGAAAAGCUGGAUCCCCAAGCUCAAGGUGCUCAUGGCGGAGGGCGAUGCCUACACCACCUUCAUCAGCGACACGGGCAAGAUCGAGCCGGACAUGAUGGGCGUGGAGCACAGCUUCGAGACGGCCAGCCACGACGGCGAGGCCGGCCCCUCGGCCGAGGCCCUCCAGUAACUACCACCGGACCCUCCCCGCGGGGCCGUCACACUCCCCCCCCCACCCCCCACCCCCACCCGAUCACGCCCACCUACCAUCUUGGUCACGAGCUACUGUCUGUCCCUCCCCAGGACCCGCGGGGGGCGCUGCAUGCUCCCAGCCCUUCUGCCUCCCCAUCCCACUCUCUGACCCCAAUCCGAGCGGGCUGGGAGAGGGCAGCGGCCGGUGCGAGCUCUGCACUGCCUUCCCUAGCACACUCGGGCGCCGUCAGGGGGGCUCCUGCUCCCCCUCUCCUAACCCCUAGCAGUGGUCUCCCCACUCACCAGGCCAGGCGGGGAGGGGCCGGCCUGGGAGGCUCAGGAAGGCUCCCUCCCCAGGCCCUGGGCCCCUUGCUGCAACCUCUUGGGACUUGCAGGGGCCCCAGGGUUCUCAGGACCCCUCCUGCCACCACCUCCCAGUGCUUCCAUGUUUCCAAAAGCGCCUUCCUGUCUCCCUCGUCUGUCCCUGCGCCUGGGGGCUGGGAUAGGCGAGGCUGAGGGGACUGCCCAUUUCACAGCUGAGGAAACUGAGGCUCAGAGAAACUUCAUAACUGAUCUAAGGUGGUGGGCAGUGGCGGGCCCGGCGCCCCUCUCUCUCCCCACCCUGUGCCCACCUCUGUUGCCCCCACUUUUCCCCUGGGGCCUGAGUGGGGCAGGUCCCGAGUGGGAGGCUCUUGGGGAAAGACUGAGGGUCUCUGCGAAUAGAACGAGAGGUUUCCUGGGCUCACAGAAGUGUGUGUGUGUGUGUGUGUGUGUGUGUGUGUGUGUGUGUGUGUGUGUAGAAGUUUUGCUUUUAAACAAAUGGAUAUGCGAGGCAGUAGGGCCAGGGCUAGCAGCCAGGGAGCAGGCUGGGGGGCUGCUGCCCUCCACCCCCACCCCCACAUCCCACGCUGCCCCCACCCCCUGUACAUACUUUUUAAAGCAUUUUUUUAGCUAAUGAAAUAUUGAAGUAUAAGAUUCCUUUUAUUUUUCAAACCAACGGGACUGUCUGAUGUCCCCUUCAGUCCCCAGGGGACGCGGCAGGCAGGACGGGGUGGGGGAUGGGGGCAGGCUGAAUGCGUGCGUGUGUGAGUGUGGAGUGUGGGUGCGCAUUUCUGAGGUGGGGACCCGGCCAGGCCUCUGCUCAGGCUCCUGUGGGUCUGACCAGCUCCUCCCUUGCUCCUCUGUUCCCCAGCGGGGUUCCAU